UCUAUGGCCGCGCCGCCAUGUUGGCCGUGCGGGGAAGCGGCGGCCCGGACCCCGCUAAAAUGGAGGCGCGGAGCCCUCCGGGGGUGUAGGGGCUCCUUCCCCUCCCCGACCCCCAGCCCGGAGCCCAUGGAGCGGCUGUAGGGUCGGUGCUGGAGCAGCUCCUCACUGCCAGGAUGAGCUUCCCAAAUUCCAGCCAACAUCCAGGAGCUGGGAAUUCCUGCAGGAUCAGCCUUGGCCAAGGCAACCAGGUGAUUCCCAAAGUUCCUCUGCUGAGGAUCCUGCAGGCUGCAGGGGCCCAGGGAGAGACUUUCACCCUCAAAGAGGUGAUGCAUUUCCUGGGCCAGUACAUCAUGGGCCGGCAGCUCUACGACAAGAGGCAGCAGCACCUGGUGCACUGCGGGGGGGACCCGCUGGGAGAGCUGCUGGGACUGCAGAGCUUCUCUGUCAAGGACCCCAGCCCCGUGUACGAGAUGCUGAAGAGGAACCUGAGCCCUGCUGCCCUCCCAGAUGCUGCACAGACUCUCCCAAAGGAGCAGAGCGUCGCUAAGCCCAGCCCAGACCAGCUGCAGCUCAGCCAGGAGGAGGGAUCUGACUCUGGGAUCCUGGAGGGUGACAGCAAAACCUCUGCUCCAGCUACCUCAGAGGCCAAGUGUGACACUUGUGAAGACAAAGAUUUGACAGAAAACCUCUCCAAAAACAAAAAACCCAAGCUGGACCUGGUUUUUGAGGAGUGGGAUGUGGCUGGGCUGCCCUGGUGGUUUUUAGGGAAUCUCAGAAGCAAUUACAAAUCCAGGAGCAAUGGAUCCACGGAUAUUCAAACUAACCAGGACAUUGACACUGCCAUAGUUUCAGACACCACAGAUGAUUUGUGGUUCCUCAACGAGGCUCCCCUGGAGCAGAGCAGUGCUGCCCUCAAGGUGCUGGACUCUGAGGAGGUGACAGAAGGUGACACAAAGGUGCCUGAGGAUGAGUGCUUGGAGGAGCUGGAGGAUUCCCAGUGCCUGAGUGAUGACACGGACACAGAGGCUGCUUCUGAGGAUUGCUGGCAAUGCUCCAAGUGCAAAAAGUUCAACUCUCCAGGGAAAAGGUACUGCUACCGCUGCUGGGCGCUGCGCAAGGACUGGUACCGCGACUGCCCCAAACUGCCCCACUCCCUGUCCCUUUCCAACAUCAACUCCAUGGAAAAACAGGAGCAGGAUGAUGGCAUGGACGUCCCAGACUGCAGGAGGACGAUUUCAGCCCCUGCUGGCCAAGCCAAACAUCUUUUCCUGGCAGAAUCCAAACCCCACAUGGAUCCUGGUGAUUCCAUCGACUCCUUGGAUCUGGCGCGGGACGGGAAAAGCCGCGAUUUCGCCAAGCUGAAGAAAGAGGAGGAGAUGGAAUCUUUGGAGAGCAUCAAAACCCUGCUGAACCCCUGCUUCCUGUGCCAGCACAGGCCAAGGGAUGGAAAUAUUGUCCAUGGAAGGACUGCUCACCUGGUGGCCUGCUUCAGGUGCGCCAGGAUGCUGAAGAAGAAGAAAUCGCCGUGUCCCGUGUGCAGGAAGGAGAUCAAGAUGGUCAUCAGGAUCUUCAUGGGCUAGCAGGGUUGUCUGACCCUAAAAUAAUCCCAGAAUGAAGAUUUUUGCACUCAAAUCCCAAUCUUAGUGUGUGCAGGAGGGAGAUCAAGAUGGUCAUCAGGAUCUUCUGACCCUAAAAUAAUCCCAGAAUGAAGAUUUUUGCACUCAAACCCCAAUUUCAGAGUGUUCAGGAAGAUCAGGAUGGUCAUCAGGAUCUUCAUGGGGUAGCAGAAUCUUCUGACCCUAAAAUAAUCCCCAAAAAAAGAUUUUUACACUCAAAUCCCAAUUUCAGAGUGUUCAGAAAGAUCAGGAUGGCCAUCAGGAUUUUCAUGGGGAUAGCAGCAUUGUCUGAUCCUAAAAUAUCCCCAAAAUGAGGAUUUUUGCACUCAAAUCCCAAUCUUAGUGUGUGCAGGAAGAUCAGGAUGGUCAUCAGGAUCUUCUGACCCAAAAAUAACCCCAAAAUGAGGAUUUUUGCACUCAAAUCCAAAUUUUGGAGUGUUCAGAAAGAUCAGGAUGGCCAUCAGGAUCUUCAUGGGGUAGCCAAAUCUUCUACUACUAAAAUAACCCCAAAAUGAGGAUUUUUGCACUCAAAUCCUCAUUACAGUGUGUGCAGGAGGGAGAUCAAGAUACCCAUCAACAUUUUCAUGGGGUAGCAGAAUCUUCUGACCCUAAAAUAAUCCCAAAGUGAGGAUUUUUUGCAUUCAAAUCCAAAUUUCAGAGUGUUCAGAAAGAUCAGGAUGGCCAUCAGGAUCUUUAUGGGGUUCAGCAGGAUCUUCUAUCUCUAAAAUAACCCCAAAAUGAAGAUUUUUUGCACAAAAACCCCAAUUCCAGAGCUUGGUCUGCAGGAUCAAGAUGCCAUCAGUAUCUUCAUGGGGAUAGCAGGAUCUUCUGUCUCUAAAAUAACCCCAAAAUGAGGAUUUUUGCACUCAAACCCCAAUUCCAGAGCUGAGCCAGUGAAACCAAAGAAAACCAAGAUUGAAAUCCCACCAAGAAUCUAUUUUUCCAUGGAAAUCUCCUCCAGAUCAAAAUCCCAGCUUGGAGAUUUUCCCAAUUUCCCAACUUCUGCCCAGUUUUAUUCCUUGGGAUUCUUUCUCCUGACCAAGAACAGAAGAUUUGGGGAAAAAAAUGUGACUUUUGGAAUUGUUUUUUUUUUUUCUAUAAGUCUCGACUUGUGCAAUUCCUUUGGAGCCUGAGAGAUGGAAACAGAAAUAAAUAUUUAUGGUGGGAGGGCAGGGGAUUUGGUUUGGGGGAAAGGGAGAAGCAAAAUAACUUUAUUCCUGAUUUUUUUUUAUUGUAUGAGGUCAGCAGGGUGAAGAAUUCCUUGCUCCCAGAUGGGAAAUAAAUGCAACUUUAAUCCACACCUCUCAGGUCACAAAUCAAAUGGAAAAAUAAUAAUAAUAAUGUUAUAUUUUGGGUAUUUUGGGGCUUUUUAAUUUCUAUUUCUUCUCUUUCUUUAUAUAUAUAAAACUAUUCUGUGUCACCUCUGUCCAGCAGGACUCAAUUCCAGCAGCUUUGGAAUAUUUUGGGAUGUUCCACCUGCCCUCACCUAUCCUUUAGGAUUAAAAGAAAUCCUCAUUUUUGUGUGAG
Catharus ustulatus (Swainson's thrush) is the source of this 3143-nucleotide messenger RNA. It is a transcript of the gene MDM4, whose product is annotated as MDM4 regulator of p53. NCBI's taxonomy places the organism in Eukaryota, Metazoa, Chordata, Aves, Passeriformes, Turdidae. Gene Ontology annotation, biological process: negative regulation of apoptotic process; regulation of cell cycle; protein ubiquitination. The transcript is spliced from 11 exons. The record is from RefSeq and is a predicted model, not a curated record. Bases 174 to 1580 code for a protein of 468 amino acids. Gene Ontology annotation, cellular component: nucleus. Gene Ontology annotation, molecular function: ubiquitin-protein transferase activity.